Messenger RNA from Bacidia gigantensis, 1272 nucleotides. RefSeq lists its product as uncharacterized. Gene Ontology annotation, biological process: nucleocytoplasmic transport; activation of GTPase activity. The transcript is spliced from 2 exons. NCBI's taxonomy places the organism in Eukaryota, Fungi, Ascomycota, Lecanoromycetes, Lecanorales, Ramalinaceae. Gene Ontology annotation, cellular component: perinuclear region of cytoplasm; nucleus; cytosol. The record is from RefSeq and is a predicted model, not a curated record. Gene Ontology annotation, molecular function: GTPase activator activity; small GTPase binding. The coding region runs from base 1 to 1272 and encodes 423 amino acids.
AUGGCUUCAGACUCGAACAAACCCCUCACCUUCUCCCUCGCCGGUCGCUCGCUCAAACUCGACACCCAAGAAGACAUCGAACCCCACCUUAAACCUCUAAUCAAGACCACGACCUUCACGCACAUUGACCUUUCAGGCAACACCCUCGGCGUCCCCGCCUCAGCCCACCUCUCCACCCUCCUUUCUUCCCAAACCUCCCUUACCAGCAUAAACCUCGCCGACAUAUUCACCUCACGCCUCCUCUCCGAGAUCCCCGCCGCGCUCUCCUCCAUCCUCACUUCCCUCGUCGCUCUCCCAAACCUCCAUACCAUCGACCUCUCCGACAACGCAUUCGGCCUGAACACCGUCUCGCCGCUCGUCGAAUUCCUCUCCAACCACAUUCCCCUCCAGCGACUGAUCCUGCAAAACAAUGGCCUUGGUCCCGCGGCGGGGGCGAAGGUCGCAGAAGCACUGAGAGGUCUCGCCGGAAAAAAGGAGGAGAGGAGGAAGUCCCAAGGGAGUGGGGAUGUGCCAGAACUUGAAGUAUUGGUAUGUGGGCGCAAUAGGCUGGAGAGCGGGAGCAUGGAAGCGUGGGCGCGGUGUUUUGAGGAGAACAGAUAUGUGAGGGAGGUGAAGAUGGUGCAGAACGGGAUCCGGCCGGGAGGGAUCGUGAAGCUUUUGACUGAGGGGCUGGGCAGAUGUGACCGGCUAGAGAUCUUGGAUUUGCAGGAUAAUACAUUCACGAUUGAGGGGGCGAGGGCGUUGGGGCAGGUGCUGCCACGGUGGAAAGGGCUGAGGGAGUUGGGUGUUGGGGAUUGUUUACUUGGUACGAAAGGGGCGGGAGUGGUGGCGAAGGCGCUGGGCGAGGGUGUGGAGGUCGUGAGGAUGCAGUAUAAUGAGGUUGAUGCGAAGGGGGUGGGGGAGCUGUUGACUGCGGCGAGGAAGUGCGAGAGGCUGAGACGAGUGGAAAUUAAUGGGAAUAAAUUCAGUGAGGAGGAUGAUGAGGUGGAGGGGUUGAGGGUUUUGUUGGAGAAGAGGAAAGAGAAUAGCGAGGGUGGUGGGGAGGGGGAGUGGGGGUUGGAUGAGUUGAGUGAUCUAGAAGAGGAGAGCGACGAAGACGACGAGGAUAAGGAUGAGGAUAAAGAGGAGAAAGACGAGGACGAGGAUGAUGCGGAGGCUAAGCGGGAUAGAGUAUUAAAGGAGGCUGAUCAAGCAGAAGAUCUAAAUGUGUCGGAGAAGAAGGACGAGGAGGUCAAUGAUCUGGCGGACGCGCUGGGGAAGACGCAUGUUUGA